Molecule: messenger RNA, 1246 nt
Organism: Gasterosteus aculeatus aculeatus (three-spined stickleback)
Lineage: Eukaryota; Metazoa; Chordata; Actinopteri; Perciformes; Gasterosteidae
Source: RefSeq, a predicted model, not a curated record
CCUGUCAGGGAAAGUGUCCCACAGGAGACAAGAUGUAAACAUGUGUAUUUGCAUCUCGCAAUCCAUCCUGUGGUUGCAAAUGGUCUCAGGAGCAUUAAGCUUCAAUUCAAAUUUAACAGGAAACUUUAACACUUCCAGUAUGAUUGUGUGAUCAGCGUCCACGAACUGUGUUUGAAACUCAAUUGUUUUCCUCUCAGGAUGAAUUAAUGAAUUAAUGAAUUAAUCUGCUGUGUUGUCAAGUCAAUCUGCUGUUUUCAAAACCAAACAACCGAUUCCCUUUUUUGUUGCUGUUGCGGCUGUUGUGUUGAAGAAGAACGGCCCAAAUAUAAGUAAGAUGGACGUGGAAAUACUAAAACACAUUGUCGGAAUUUACCACAAAAUGAAUAAGUUGAAUACGCCGUCGUGUUAUUUCACAGGCCGCUCACACAGCUCGCUGCCCCUAAAAUCCCUGAGGGGGAGAGGGUGGACUUUGAUGUGUGUUCCUUCAAGGUUGUUGUUAAUAGAACAUCUACACGAUUAUUGCCCCAGAAACAGAGAUUCAAUAAUAUUGAUCUCGGUGUCCACUGGUCCUCGACAGGAUAUCCACAGGAAGAGGAUGGAGAAAGACCUCCUGGAGCUGCAGACUCUGAUUGACGUCCACUUUGAGCAGAGGCAGAGAGAGGAAGAGGAGCUGAUCGGACUCAAAUACAGGAUUGAAAACCGCCGGGCAGAAAGAGCCGAGCAGCAGCGCGUGAGGGCUGAAAAAGAGCGGGACAGACAGACCCGGAUCGCAGAGGAGAGACAGAGGAAAGAGGACGAAGAGGCAAAGAAGAGGGCCGAGGAGGAUGCCAAGAAGAAGAAAGUGCUCUCCAACAUGGGAGCUCACUUCGGAGGCUUCCUGGCCAAGGCAGAGCAGAGGCGAGGCAAAAAGCAAACCGCCAGGGAAAUCAAGAAGACGACUCUGGCAGAGAGACGCAAGCCACUUGGCAUCGAGAGCCUGAGAGAGGAUGGCCUGAGAGAGCGAGCCGUGGAGAUGUGGCAAUGUAUCUACCAGCUGGAGUCAGAGAAGUUUGAGCUGACCGAAAAGACAAAGAGGCAGAAGUAUGAGAUCAACGUCCUCCUGAACAGAAUCCAACAUGCUCAGAAAUUCAAAAAGGUCAACGGUAAGGGGAAGGUCGGUGGACGCUGGAAGUGAGCGCACACAGGACGCACAACGAAGACGGGGAACUAGUUUUCUGGACAAGAUUGGAGAUUUUUGUGUGGCAUU